Verticillium alfalfae VaMs.102 is the source of this 1341-nucleotide messenger RNA. Its product is annotated as BTN1. Bases 1 to 1341 code for a protein of 446 amino acids. The transcript is spliced from 2 exons. NCBI's taxonomy places the organism in Eukaryota, Fungi, Ascomycota, Sordariomycetes, Glomerellales, Plectosphaerellaceae. Gene Ontology annotation, cellular component: vacuole; membrane. The record is from RefSeq and is a predicted model, not a curated record. Gene Ontology annotation, biological process: regulation of intracellular pH.
AUGCCUGGCUCAGCCUCCUCGUCGUGGGCGCUGUAUCGUGCUCGCCUCUCUACCCUCCUCCGCCAAGCUGACACGCAGGUCAUCAUUGCCUUUUGGCUUCUCGGGCUCAUCAAUAAUGUUCUCUACGUGAUCAUCCUCUCCGCGGCCCAGGACCUCGUCGGUUCCAAUGUACCGAAAGGCGUCGUGCUCCUUGCCGACGUGCUCCCCUCCUUCCUCACGAAACUGAUCGCUCCCUACUUCAUACAUCGCGUGCCAUACUCCCUGCGCGUUCUCGUCUUUAUCGGUCUCUCCGGCGCCGGCAUGCUGCUCCUCGCCCUGACGCCGCCCUCGAAAUCCGUCCCUGUCAAGAUGGCCGGCGUCAUCCUCGCUUCUCUCAGCUCGGGCGGUGGCGAGCUGAGCUUCCUCGGCCUGACACACUACUACGGACCCAUGAGCCUCGCCGGCUGGGGCAGCGGCACUGGUGCCGCGGGCCUCGUGGGCGCAGGACUAUACGUUGCCAUGACGGACUGGUGGGGGUUUGGCGUCCAGAAUACCCUGCUGUUCAGUGCGUGCCUCCCCGCCGUCAUGUUCUUCAGCUUCUUCGUCGUGUUGCCCAAGGGGCCUCUCCGACAGAACGCCAAGGACAAGAAUUACACGGCAGUGCCGGACGAGGACCUCGACGACGAUGACCUGGAGGACAUACCACAGGGGGCUGCGUCGUCCGCUCUUCUCGCUCCGGGACCCGCCUCCACGGCCGCCGCGUACUCUUCCCAUGAGGGCACGGCGGCAGCGUCGACGUCUCUCAAGGCCAACCUGCGCCGGGCCAAGAAGCUCUUCGUUCCUUACAUGCUGCCGCUUCUCCUCGUGUACAUUGCCGAGUACACCAUCAACCAGGGCGUCGCACCCACGUUGCUGUUCCCUCUCGCCGGCACGCCGUUCAAGGCGUUCCGUGAGUUCUACCCCAUGUACGGCUUUCUCUACCAGCUCGGCGUCUUCAUCUCGCGGUCUUCGAUCCCAUUCAUCCGCAUCCACCACCUGUAUGUCCCAUCGUUCUUGCAGAUCGGCAACCUGGGAUUCCUGACGGCGCACGCUGUCCUCAACUUCAUCCCCACCGUGUAUCUCGUGUUCAUCAUCAUCUUCUGGGAGGGUCUCCUCGGUGGCGCCGUCUACGUGAACACGUUUGCCGAAAUCAUGGACACGGUGCCGAGCGAGGAGCGGGAGUUCAGCCUCAGCGCCACGAGCGUCAGUGACAGUGGCGGCAUCUGCAUAGCAGGGCUGCUGAGCAUCUUCGUCGAGGUGCGUUUGUGCGACUGGCAGGUGUCGCAGGGGCGGGACUGGUGCAAGAAGAUCAAGAUUGGGUGA